This is a messenger RNA of Candidozyma duobushaemuli, 702 nucleotides long. RefSeq lists its product as uncharacterized. The transcript has a single exon. Gene Ontology annotation, cellular component: Golgi membrane. The coding region runs from base 1 to 702 and encodes 233 amino acids. Lineage: Eukaryota; Fungi; Ascomycota; Pichiomycetes; Serinales; Metschnikowiaceae. Gene Ontology annotation, biological process: protein secretion; vesicle-mediated transport. The record is from RefSeq and is a predicted model, not a curated record.
AUGUCUGGAUACACGCAAAUCGAGGCCGACGAGCCCACUGUGGACGCCAAUCCUUACCAUAAUACAGCCGGCCAAUCAGCGCCAGUUUCUGGUAAUAUGGCCGCUGCUCCUGCUGAAAACACAGAGGAAUGGCUGUGGCUGAGGAAACUCAAGGAAUCGUCCCACCCGGUGGCAUUGAUGUUCUACAUUGUGUUCCGGUUGUCGCCGAUAUUUGCCUAUAUUUUCGGCAACAUGAUCAUCUCGAUCUUCAUCAGCAAGAACAGGUUCAUUCUUCACUUCAUCGUGCUUACAAUACUCGUUUCGGCCGACUUUUGGAAUUUGAAGAAUAUUUCGGGAAGACUAUUGGUCGGCUUGCGCUGGUGGAACGAAACCAACAAGCAAGAGGGCUCUACAAGCUUCGAAAAUGUGUGGGUGUUCGAGUCGGCCGACCCGGAAAGGUAUAUUAACCCAAUCGACUCCAAGGUCUUUUGGAUGUUGUUGUACGUGCAGCCCGUCGCAUGGACGAUAUUGGCGAUUAUGGCUAUUUUGAAGUUCGAGUUGUUGUAUCUCGUCUUGAUCGUCAUCAGUUUGUCCUUGUCGCUCACUAAUGCCAUGGCUUUCACGAAAUGCGACAAGUUCGGUAAGGCCAACAGUAUGGCCACAGACAUCUUCUCCAGAACCACCGGUGGUAUUUGGAAGAGAUUCAAUCCUUUCUCAUCCUGA